This is a messenger RNA of Tetrahymena thermophila SB210, 1365 nucleotides long. RefSeq names its product GDA1/CD39 nucleoside phosphatase family protein. The transcript has 4 exons. Gene Ontology annotation, molecular function: nucleoside diphosphate phosphatase activity. Gene Ontology annotation, cellular component: membrane. Gene Ontology annotation, biological process: nucleoside diphosphate catabolic process. Lineage: Eukaryota; Ciliophora; Oligohymenophorea; Hymenostomatida; Tetrahymenidae. The record is from RefSeq and is a predicted model, not a curated record.
AUGAUAUCUCAAAAAGCUAAAAGCAUAACAGUCGCUAUUUUAUUAUUCACUGUUAUGGUUGUUGUCAUGAACUCCUUAAGCAGUUAGAGUUCAUAAAGCUUAAGAUUAACUUCUGAUGCUUUAUAAACUAACUAAACUUGCUAUGGUGUCAUUUUUGAUGCAGGUUCAUCUUCAACUAAACUUGGUGUCUACUCAUGGCCUUGCAGAAAUGAUGUCUCAAUUCCUUAGAUUAAUCCUGUUACAAUUCUUAGUGAUAAAAUAUCACCAGGUUUAUCUACCUUUGCUAAUAAUUUGACAGCAAUUGAAGGUUAUUUGAGCGGACUUUUACUUAAAGUAAAGUCUGUUGUACCAACUGAAUUAUAAUCUACUACUCCUAUCAUGUUAGGAGCAACUGCUGGUAUGAGACUUAUUCCUAUUGAGCAAUAAACAGCUAUCCUUGCAUAAACCUACUAAUUCUUCAAUAACAGUGGAUUUUAUUUCUAAGGCGAUAAAUGGAACAGAGUAAUUACAGGCUAAGAAGAAGGAACAUUCUUGUGGAUUGCAACUAAUUAUUUAAAAGGAACUAUAAAGAACAACACCGAUUUAUAUGGCACCAACAAUCAAACAUUUGCAACUAUCGAUCUUGGUGGAGCUUCAACUCAAAUUUCCUUCAAACCUGCUCCUCCUGAGCAAACUGACGAAUACGACUUCAAUGUCACUCUUCCUGAAAAUAAUGACUACACUCUAUAUUCUAUUUCUUAUUUAGGAUAUGGUAAUGACCAAGCAAGAAACAAUGUUGUUUAACUCUCCACAAACAAAACUAGUAACAUCACUUUUACAGGCUGCUACAACAACGGAUACGAAACAUAGUUAAAUGGCACUACCAUUUAAGGUAACUCAAAUGCAGAAGAAUGUGUGAGAAAUAUUCAAGAGUUUUUAAAUUCUACAAACUGCAAUUAUUCAUAUUAAUCAUGUUCAAUAAACAGUACUUACCAAGCAAUUAUUCCUGAAAGCACUUAAAUCAUUGCUGUCAGUGGUGUUAAUGCAGCCAUGACAUCUUUUAACAUGUCUUCUCCUUUUAGCCCUUACUAAUUACUUGAAAAAGCCUAAAAUUUCUGCAGCCUCGACUUCUAGACAGUUUCCGAGUUAGAACCUACCAAUCCUUAUAUUUCUACAAAAUGCUUCUUAGGUUUGUACGCUUCUACCCUUUUAAUUGAUGGAUAUAAAGUAGGCAAUAGAUUUAUUGAAUCACCUAGCAAAAUUAAAGGUGCUGAACCUACUUGGUCAUUAGGAUUUUUGUUUAAUGAAGUCUCUAAUAUGAAUUGUGAUCUCUCUGAUGAAGCUUGUAAAGGUUUACAAAGUAUUUUCAAAGCUUUUAAGUUAUGA